Malurus melanocephalus (red-backed fairy wren) is the source of this 2399-nucleotide messenger RNA. It is a transcript of the gene FHL3, whose product is annotated as four and a half LIM domains 3. The transcript has 6 exons. Gene Ontology annotation, biological process: actin cytoskeleton organization. Gene Ontology annotation, molecular function: transcription coregulator activity; actin binding. The record is from RefSeq and is a predicted model, not a curated record. The coding region runs from base 238 to 1077 and encodes 279 amino acids. Lineage: Eukaryota; Metazoa; Chordata; Aves; Passeriformes; Maluridae. Gene Ontology annotation, cellular component: nucleus; Z disc; stress fiber.
CCGCUCCCCCCGCUGGUGGAGACGGCGCAGCGCCUCCCGGCGCCCGAGCGCUGUGCUGGGCGGGCCCCGCCGAGCCGGCCCCGCCCCGGGCCGGGUUCCGAGCUCCGAGCUCGCGGCUGGGGAGCAGCGCCGAGCUGAGCUGAGCUGAGCUGAGGCGAGCCAGCCCAUCGSCGGGGCACAGCGAGCGGCAGCGCGGCCCCACGAUCAGCAGGUGAAGGAGGCCCUCAGACCGGCACCAUGACAGAGUGCUUUGACUGUGACAACUGCAAGGAGUCCUURUAUGGGCGCAAGUACAUCCAGAUGGACAAUGGCCCCUACUGCAUCCCCUGCUACGACGCACACUUCGCCAACACCUGCGACGAGUGCAAGGAGCUGAUCGGCCACGACUGCAGGGAGCUGUACUAUGAGGAUCGCCAUUACCACGAGCACUGCUUCCGUUGCUUCCGCUGCGACCGCUCUCUGGCUGAUGAGCCAUUCACCUGUCAGGGUGAGGAGCUGCUGUGCAACGACUGCUACUGCAGCGAGUUCUCCUCCAAAUGUAUCGCCUGUGAGAAGACCGUCAUGCCAGGCUCCCGUAAACUGGAGUACAACGGACAGACCUGGCAUGAGCAUUGCUUCAUCUGCAGCAGCUGCCAGCAGCCCAUUGGGUCACGGUCCUUCAUCCCAGACAAGAAGGAUUAUUACUGUGUCCCCUGUUACGAGAGCAAGUUCGCUCCUCGCUGCACUCGAUGCAAAAAGACCCUCACCAAGGGAGGAGUGACCUACCGGGAUGAGCCCUGGCACAAGGAGUGCUUUGUCUGCACGGGCUGCAAGACCCCCUUGGCUGGGCAGCAGUUCACCUCCCAGGAUGACAACCCAUACUGCAUYAAGUGCUUUGGGAACCUCUAUGCCAAGAAGUGCAGUGCCUGCACAAAGCCCAUCACAGGCUUUGGYGGUGGCAAAUACGUCUCCUUUGAGGACCGUCACUGGCACCACAACUGCUUCAACUGCGCCCGSUGCAACACUUCGCUGGUGGGGAAAGGCUUCAUCCCUGACAACGACGAGAUCCUGUGCCGUGACUGCAGCAGCGACCUAUGAGCCCCCAAGGACACCGUGGGGCAGGGRCUUCCUCUGUUCUUCAGGGCCUUUGUGCCAGGUUCCCCAGCAGUAUUUCAGGGGCAGAGCACAAGGCACAGGAGAUGGGGGCUGAGCCCGAACCGCGGUGUGUUCAGGGGGUUCCUGUGYCCCCUCUCUGAAGGCUACAGUACGCUGUGCUAUAGCUCUGUGCAGUCAAAGCUAAAUAAAGCUGAAAAAGGAGCUUCAAGACCCCACCCCCCAUUAUUUACUAUUUCUUUUUGCUUCCAGCCUGACCAGACACGAGCCUAGGGCUCCAGCUGAGCAAAGGGCAGGAGCACUGGGCUGCUGGAUCUGCAYGCUGGCAGCAUGUAUUUACCCCACAGCACAGCGCUGACUUUUCUUUUUCCCCCAUGUGCUUCCCUUGCUGAAUGUGGCACAAGGCAGUGGCUUGGGGCCACGCAGCUUGGCUGUGCAGGACUGUGUCACAGCUGGCUUUGCACAGCUUUCCCAUAUGCACAGCUGGCCCRGGCAUCAAGUGCACUCUCUUCUGUUGCGGAGGUUUGGGGACACCAGGCUGGAAUGUGGCCAAGAGAAGAGCCAUACAUCUGGUCAGAUGGGAUCCACCUCUGGAAUUCUGUAGCACCUCACUGUUUUCAGGUCAGACCCUUUGCUCAGCACCYCCAUGGAGAUGCUCUCUUAGCCAUGAAUGAGGAGUUCAAGUCACCUGUAGGUACAGGUUGUUCUGCCCACCCCCACGUACCCCAUUCCCAUCCACCUGUGCUGUGCCCUCCCAUGGCUGGAGUGGCUGAGCUGGAGCUGGGAGCUGGCCUGUUGAUGCUCAGAUGCAUCUGGCUGAGCCCCAGAGAAGGGCGUGCUGAAGGCUGAGAGGACUCAGGGCUUUAUUCCUGCUCCUUCCCUCUCAUGAGGAUCCAUGGGAUGGGCACUGUUAUAUGGAGCCCAGUUGGCAGUGGCACUGGGAACACCAGAGACCUGUGUUAAUUCAGGGAAAGGGAGCAAUGCCCACAGACUGCCUGCAGUUGGGAGCUGCUGGGAGCACUGUCAGGGUCUGCAGAAGCACAAGGCUCCAUAGAGAGCAGCUGAAGGGCCAGCAGGAUGUCCACAACCUGCUCCUCCAGGGCUACCUGUGUCCCCCAGUGACUGGCAGGGAGUGGUGGCUCCCUCCAGCCACACUCAUCCUUCACUGUGUCCCAAACAAGAAGCAAAGCAAAGGUGGCACCUGUGGGAGGGACUUUGCAUUGCCCAGGUCUCAGCUGGCCCUCACUGCAAAAUAGGGGAUCUUGAGGCAUCCCAGACUCACACGAGGCCUUGAGCAGUCCUUGCCC